CAUGGUCUUAAGUACCCGUGAGUAUUGUAUUAGUUAAGUUAUGCUCUCUAACCAAUCAAAUCGAUUCUAAUCUAGUAGUGCAAGUAGAAAAUAUUUGUAGCUACACCCUAAUCUAUUACAUUUGGUCAACAAUUUUUCCAACAAAUCCUUAUCGCGUCGUCCACGUCACGCAAUCUAUCACCUCAUCGCAUCACAUCUAUAUUCCCUGCUUGUCCACCAUCUCGCACUCAAAAAUCUAAUGGGCUUCAACCAGAGAGACGACUUGAUAGAAUCAAUUCCCUGAUGAAGUUAUAGAGUACAUACUAUUUUACUCUGGUUGUACAGUUUUCUUGAUUUUAUAUUUUUUUCCCUUACCCAGCUUGUUGCCAAUUUUGUUGCCCUUCAUUCUUGCUCCAUGGCCGGUGCUUACAACCCAUUACUGAUUAAUUCUCACUUUCGGGAAAAUUCAAGAUUCUGGGCCUCUAAGAUGGAAUGUUCAAGUAUCACUUUCCCUUCAAGUGUGGACUUUCCAAGACUCGAUUUUUACCCGAAUUUAGCUUCCACCUCUACUUCUAAGGAAUAUGGUGGUAGAGUAAAUUGUUUAUUGAACGAUGAUGGUUCCAUGAACGAGAAGAUGCCCACACCUAUGCUCGAUAUGAUUGAAAGCCCCAUGAAUUUAAAAAACCUAUCUUCAAAGGAAUUAAGGCAGUUAGCUGAUGACAUUCAGUCAGAAUUGUUGUUUAUAUCAUCAAAAACACAAAAAUCAGUUAGAGCCAGUCUAUCAGUCGUCGAACUAACUGUUGCUAUUCAUCAUGUUUUUAGUUGCCCCCUUGACAAAAUACUGUGGGAUAUGGAGGAUCAAACAUAUCCACAUAAACUUCUAACUGGGAGAAGGCCUUUAAAUUAUAAAGAUAGAACACCAGGUGAUCAAUCAAGCUAUACAUCUAGUGCAUAUGAUCCACUUGGCGCAGGACAUGGAUGUAGCAGCAUAUCUUCUGGACUUGGAAUGGCAGUUGCACGGGAUAUUAAAGGAAAAAAAGAACGUGUAGUUGCAGUUAUCAGCAACGAGACAACCACGGCUGGCCAAGUUUACGAGGCUAUGAGUAAUGCAGGUCACUUGGAUUCGAAUAUGAUUGUGAUAUUGAAUGAUAGUCAUCACUCUUUAGAUCCAAAAUUCGAGCAAGUCCCCAAGGCAUCAAUCAAUGCUUUGUCAACUACUCUGAGCAAGCUUCAAUCAAGUAAAUUUUUCUGGACGUUUAGAGAAUUUGCUAAGGUUCUUACGAAGAAAAUUGGCCAUGGGAUGCACGAGUGGGCUGCAAAAGUGGAUGAGUAUGCACGUGGUAUGGUUGGCCCUACUGGAUCGACUCUAUUUGAGGAGCUUGGGUUGUACUAUAUUGGCCCAAUAGAUGGCCACAACAUUGAGGACCUUGUAUGUGUUUUACGUGAAGUUGCAUCACUGAAAUCCACGGGUCCUGUUCUUGUACACGUCAUAACAAAAGAAGAUUGCAAAGUAGAAGAUAGCCAAACAAGUAUAAGCUCUGAGCCUGAGGAACAUCAUGAAGGUUCCAAAGGCAUUGACUCGUUGCAGAACAAUACUCGGCCUCAGACAUAUAGUGACCGCUUGGUAGAGGCUUUGAUCACGGAGUCUAAAAAAGAUGAAGAUAUUGUGGUGGUCCAUGCAGGAAUGGGAAUGGAGCCGUCAUUUCUAUUGCUAAGAGAUAAGUUGCAAGACAAGUUUUUUCAUGUUGGCAUGGCUGAGCAGCAUGCGGUGACAUUCUCGGCUGGUCUUUCGCGCGGAGGAUUGAAGCCCUUUUGUAUAAUUCCCUCUGCAUUUCUCGAGAGAGCAUAUGAUCAGGUGAUUCAUGACGUGGACCGGCAAAAGAUUCCCGUACGUUUCGUGAUCACGGGUGCAGGAUUGGUGGGGUCGGAUGGCGCAACUCAUUCUGGGCCAUUUGAUAUUACAUUUAUGUCGUGUCUUCCAAACAUGAUAGUGAUGGCACCUUCUGAUGAGAUCGAGCUCGUUCGUAUGGUAAAGACUGCCGUACACAUUCAUAAUAGGCCUGUUUGCUUUAGGUACCCAAGAGGCGCAGUUGCUAUGUCCGAACCUGACUCAUAUGUUGUGGAAACAAUUGAGGUUGGUAAAGGGCGAAUACUUGUGGAGGGAAAAGAUAUUGCCCUUUUGGGUUUUGGUUCGAUGGUCCAAAAUUGCCUAAGGGCACAUUCUCUUCUGGCAAAGAUGGGCAUUGAUAUUACAGUUGCGGAUGCACGUUUUUGCAAGCCGCUAGAUAUAAAUUUAGUGAGGAUAUUGUGCAAGAACCACAAAUUUCUUAUCACGGUCGAGGAAGGGUCGAUUGGAGGAUUUGGAGCACAUGUUGCACAAUUUAUUUCUCUUGAUGGGCUGCUUGAUGCUGGAAUUAAGUGGCGCCCAAUUACUCUGCCUGACAACUACAUAGAGGGUGCUUUGCCAGAAGAUCAGCUUGCUCUUGCCGGCCUAACCGGAAAUCAUAUUGCUGCUACUGCACUGAAUCUGCUCGGUCGAACUCGUGAUGCACUUCUCUUGAUGUGUUAGUGUCUAUUUUAAUUAUGGGACUUAAUGUGAUUGUCAAGAAGAAAAAAAAAAAAUUAAAAAUAUAUAUGAGAAGGAAAUCGUUUUGGUAGAUUGAGCUAAAGGCACAGGAUAAGAGCUAAUUUACUCGGAGGUUAAAUUUGUCCAACGUGUUGCUUUAUUUAUUUAUUUAUUUUUUUUUUA
This is a messenger RNA of Striga asiatica, 2728 nucleotides long. The record is from the annotation of a GenBank genome assembly. Lineage: Eukaryota; Viridiplantae; Streptophyta; Magnoliopsida; Lamiales; Orobanchaceae.